This is a messenger RNA of Penicilliopsis zonata CBS 506.65, 707 nucleotides long. RefSeq lists its product as hypothetical. The coding region runs from base 1 to 537 and encodes 178 amino acids. NCBI's taxonomy places the organism in Eukaryota, Fungi, Ascomycota, Eurotiomycetes, Eurotiales, Aspergillaceae. Gene Ontology annotation, molecular function: 5'-3' DNA helicase activity. The transcript has 2 exons. The record is from RefSeq and is a predicted model, not a curated record.
AUGAUCAUCAGUCCUUACAAGGUGAACCGGAACCUCGUGGCCGAAACUUUCCACGCCAACGGAAUUGACUACUCGGAGAACCUCACUAUAGACGCCUCACAAGGGCAAGAGUCGCUGAUUGUUAUCAUCCCCCUGACCAAGCCAUCCAACAAUGCGGAGGAUAUUGGCUUUGUCGCCGACAAACAGCAAAUCAAUGUCACUCUAAACCGUGCGCAGAAGGUGUGUGUCAUCAUUGGAGACCUUUCUGCAUGGAAUAAUGUGGUCUGUAGCUUGAUGAAAAGGGGGAAGCACUUGGGCUCCUUACUCCUUGACGCCAGGGAAAAGGGCCAGGUGUUGGAGAAAAGGAGGAAGAUGACACAAUGGACAUGGAUGGGGCAGCCGCUCAUCCUGGGUGCUCUCGCCAAGUCUCACCGCAUUGCUCUAGAUCACCAGAGCCCGGUCCCUCUGCUGACCGCGCCCGCUCACCCUAUCCAUUAUACAGCUAUAGGACUGGAAUGGAAGACUCAGAGAUGGAGCUGCAUGAGGCGGAGUUGCUGAUGCUUAAACGGCGCUGCAACUUGUCUGAGAACCGGUUGUCGGCUCAGCAGUUGAUAGCAAAACAAUAGGAGGAUUUGGACGAGGCACGUGUGCAGGAGGCUGGCUGAGUGCAAGUAUAGUUUCUUGUUAGAACAGCACCGCCGUCGCCGACGAGACUCCCAGGCACCUUU